AUGUCAAAGAAGAUCACAGACAAGAUCGGCCUCACCAACAUCCAGCCCUCAUCCAUCUCCAACAACUAUGUUGAUUCUUUCUCACGAAUCCCUUAUCGUUUCAUUCCAGAUGUGAUGGUGCAAAUUGGAAACUUUUCUAUACCAACCGAGAUGAAAGAAAGUAGUCAUAGGUGGACUGUCCCUAAAGAUGGAGUUCUGGUGAGUGCUUGGUUAAACACCAACAAGGAUGCCGUUGUUGGGAAUGAACAAAAAGCUGGUGCUUUCUGGAAAUGGGUAGCAGCAUAUUAUGCUGCAAGUCCUACUAUGAAGGACCUUUCUCCGCGUGAGUGGAAUACAUGUAAGCAGAGGUGGGGGAUAAUCAAUGAAGCCGUCAAGAGGUUCUUUGGAUUCUACGAGCAGGCUGGACGUCAAAACACUAUCGGCCAGUCAAAGGAUGAUAUCUUCGAGAUGGCCUACAACUUCUAUUUCCGGGAUCAGAGGAGUAACUUCACCUACGAGCAUGUGUGGGGAAUGUUAAGAAAUUAUCAGAAUUAA
Molecule: messenger RNA, 534 nt
Organism: Microthlaspi erraticum
Lineage: Eukaryota; Viridiplantae; Streptophyta; Magnoliopsida; Brassicales; Brassicaceae
Source: the annotation of a GenBank genome assembly